Messenger RNA from Closterium sp. Naga37s-1, 3411 nucleotides. The record is from the annotation of a GenBank genome assembly. Lineage: Eukaryota; Viridiplantae; Streptophyta; Zygnematophyceae; Desmidiales; Closteriaceae.
AUGCUUCAGAUAAUCCCAAAUCGCUUCGUGGAAGCACCAGGAGAGCGCCCAGCCAGUAACGGGGCCAGCAUUAACGAAUCCGGGGCAGCAGCAGGGCGCGUGGUGGGGGGCGUAGAGCGAGGGCGGGUAGUAGACUGGGGGGUGAUGGAGGAUGCAUGGCGAUACAUGCUGUACGAACAGAUGGGGUGGGAGGAGGGCGGUGAAGGGGCCGUGCUGCUGUGCGAGCCCAUUCUUACCCCAAGAGCGGACAGGGAGCAAGCAGCGCAGGUCCUCUUUGAGUCCUUCAGCUGUUCGGGUUUCUUCGCAGCGGAGCAGCCAGUGCUGGCACUCUAUGCGCUCGGCCGCCUCUCCGGCUGCUGUGUGGACCUAGGCCAUGGCAAAACAGAUUUCUCUGUCGUGCAGGAAGGGGCGUUGAUCCCCUCCUCUGCUCGCCGUUGGCCAAUUGGCGGCUGCGAUCUUUCGGAGCGAAUCCAACGGCUAGUAUUUGACGAGAGGCAGAGUGGGGGGGGAGCUGGCCAAGGAGGGGAAGUGGAGAGGGAUACACUGACACGUGGCAGUCUCUCAUUGGACGCUGCUACGUUGGAAAGGCUGAAGGAGGAAGCUUGUGAGGUGGCUUUGGACGAUAAUAGUUUUGCAGCUGCCCGGGCUGCGGACGAGAGGAAGGAAUUUGUGCUGCCCGACGGGCAGGUCAUCCAUCCCCCCCACCCAUCCUCCCACCCAUCCUCCCACCCAUCCUCCCACCCAUCCUCCCACCCAUCCCCCCACCCAUCCUCCCACCCAUCCUCCCACCCAUCCCCCCACCCAUCCUCCCACCCAUCCUCCCACCCAUCCUACAACCCAUCCCUCCUCACACCUCACCUCUCAUCCACUCGCCUCGCUCACUCUGAUCCCUCCCGUAUUUAUCCCCUCCCGUAUUUUUCCCCUCCUUACAUCUUGGCCCCUCUCUUCCCCCUCAGUCCCCCUCCGCUCCGCCUCGUGGGCCCCUCUUUGCCCCCCAUUCAGCACAUCCUCCUUUGCAGUAAAAGACUGAUGAACGAUUCGAAGUUGCAGAGGCUCUCUUCCGACCCUCCCUCCUCACCCACAACUCACCUCUUUGACUCGCCGCAUUUCCUUCCUUCUUGGCUACCUCGUUCUCACCCCCCCUUUCAUUGCAGCGCAUCUCUCUCGGCUGUGAACGACUUGAGGUUGCAGAGGCCCUCUUCAGACCCUCCCUCCUCGCCCACAACUCGCUUCUUUGACUCGCCACAUGCCGUUCAUUCUUGGCCCCCUUCUUCUCAACCUCCCCUCCCAUUGCAGCGCAUCUCUCUCGGCAGUGAACGACUUGAGACCCUCCCUCCUCGCCCACAACUCGCUUCUUUGACUCGCCACAUGCCGUUCAUUCUUGGCCCCCUUCUUCUCAACCUCCCCUCCCAUUGCAGCGCAUCUCUCUCGGCAGUGAACGACUUGAGGUUGCAGAGGCCCUCUUCAGACCCUCCCUCCUCGCCCACAACUCGCUUCUUUGACUCGCCACAUGCCGUUCAUUCUUGGCCCCCUUCUUCUCAACCUCCCCUCCCAUUGCAGCGCAUCUCUCUCGGCAGUGAACGACUUGAGGUUGCAGAGGCCCUCUUCAGACCCUCCCUCCUCGCCCACAACUCGCUUCUCUCACCGCCCUCCCUCGAGGCCUCCCCAUUGGCCGGUCCCGACUCGGCCGGCAUCGUUCGGCAGCUUCUGAGUGUGGUGUUCGACGCAGCAGGGCUAGGAGGGGGAGGGGGAGGAGGAGGCGGAGGAGGAGGGGUAGGAGGAGGGAUGGGGGGGGUGGGCGGGGGAGGAGGGCUGGGGGGGGGAGGGAUGGGGGUGGAAGGGGGGAAGCAGCGGGCAGCCUUGGAGUCCAUUGCGGUGGUGGGGGGAGGGUCGUGCCUCAAGGGGUUGGUGGAUCGGUUUCAGAGUGAAGUGCAGACGGCAGUGUCUCCCUCCCUGCAACCCACCGUCGUGCGGGCACCUGACUACAUGCCGGACAACACCGCCCGCUACGCCUCGUGUGCCCAUGUAGCGAGAACUCUCACCGCCGCAAGUAGCUUUCAGAACUCUCACCGCCUCUCUAACCCGUGCUCUUGUCCGCACGGGGACAUGUUUCCUCGUGCUGUUUCCGUUCGCCAUGUUUUCUUCCCUUCCUUUGACCAGCAACAUCGCUCACAUAUUCGCUUGUUACCCCUCUCCCCCACCCCCUGUCCCCAGAUGCUCCUCGUCUCCGCCCUCACGGUCGUCUAUGUCUUCCUCGACUCGCAUCGCCUCUCCACUCGGACGCUCUUCCUGCUCGAUUCACUCGCACAUUACACAUACCCACUGUCUUCCACCCACACCACCCCCCCUCCUUUCUCGCCUCCCGCCUCCAUCCGAUUCCCAGACGUUCCUCGUAUCAGCCCUAGUCGUCGUCUAUUUCUUCCUCGACUCGCAUCGCCUCUCCACUCGGACGCUCUUCCUGCUCGAUUCACUCGCACAUUACACAUACCCACUGUCUUCCACCCACACCACCCCCCCUCCUUUCUCGCCUCCCGCCUCCAUCCGAUUCCCAGACAUGUUCCUAGUAUCAGCCCUGGUGGUCGUCUAUUUCUUCCUCGACUCGCACCGUCUCUCUGCCCGCACUCUCUUCCUGCUCGACUCGCUCUCCCUCGCUGCCGGUGUGCUGCUCUCCUCCCUCGCCUCCCUGCACCUGCAGCGCCACACACCAAGGGGAAAUGGUCUUCCCAUUCUCACAUGCUCCUCCCAUUUCCCGCCCAUCCCUCCUCCCAUUCUCAGAUGUUCCUCGUAUCUGCCCUGAUGGUCGUCUAUUUCUUCCUGGAUUCCCACCGCCUCUCCGCCCGCACUCUCUUCCUGCUCGACUCGCUCUCCCUCGCUGCCGGUGUGCUGCUCUCCUCCCUCGCCUCCCUGCGCUUACAGCGACACAAACGCCUGCGGCAGCACUUGAAGGGGGAGCAGAUGAAGCAGCAGCAGCAGCUGAAAGGAGGAAUGUUCCCCCCAUUCUCACCUGUUCCUCCCAUUUCCCUCCCCAUUCCUCCUCUCAUCCCCAGAUAUGUUCCUCGUAUCAGCCCUGGUGGUCGUCUAUUUCUUCCUCGACUCGCACCGCCUCUCUGCCCGCACUCUCUUCCUGCUCGACUCGCUCUCCCUCGCUGCCGCGUUUUCAGCCUGCUGCCGUCGUUGCUGCACCACUGGCGGCGCGCUAAUCCGCAAACGCACCGCGUGCUUGUAUGGGGGAUGAAAGCGGUGGCUCUGGCGGUGCUGAUGGCGUGGCAUAAGGGGUUUGCCGUGGUGGUGGUGGUGGCGGCGGCAGCGGUAACCUACGUGUUCCCGCUUCUCUUUGUGUACAUGCACAAGGAAAAGCAGUUCAUCAAGGGACCGUGGGAUGAAGCCCAACCGGGGACCAGCAGCAGUUGA